Papilio xuthus (Asian swallowtail) is the source of this 980-nucleotide messenger RNA. RefSeq names its product S-phase kinase associated protein 1 SKP1-related A (gene SkpA). The record is from RefSeq and is a predicted model, not a curated record. The transcript is spliced from 2 exons. NCBI's taxonomy places the organism in Eukaryota, Metazoa, Arthropoda, Insecta, Lepidoptera, Papilionidae. Bases 130 to 618 code for a protein of 162 amino acids. Gene Ontology annotation, biological process: ubiquitin-dependent protein catabolic process.
UAAAAACCUGUGAAGUGAGCUGAGUAUUGUUUUUGAUUUGAUUGGAACUAUAAUAGUCGAUCUUUCUCGAUUUAAUACAGAUUUAAAUUCAAAGGUUUCAAAAUACGCAGCAGCAACUUAUAGAUUAAGAUGCCUGUAAUUAAACUUCAAUCAUCCGAUAACGAAAUUUUUGACGUGGAUGUUGAGAUCGCAAAAUGUUCUGUAACAAUAAAGACGAUGUUGGAAGAUUUGGGCAUGGAUGAUGACGAAGAGGAAGUCGUGCCUCUACCAAACGUCAAUUCUGCGAUUCUCAAAAAGGUUAUUCAGUGGGCAACCUAUCACAAAGAUGACCCUCCAUUGCCAGAGGACGAUGAGAACAAAGAAAAACGCACCGAUGAUAUUUCAUCCUGGGAUGCGGACUUUUUAAAAGUUGACCAAGGCACAUUGUUUGAAUUAAUAUUGGCCGCUAAUUACCUUGACAUUAAGGGCUUGUUGGAUGUGACAUGUAAAACUGUAGCAAAUAUGAUCAAGGGUAAGACACCUGAAGAGAUUCGUAAAACCUUUAAUAUUAAGAAUGAUUUCACAGCUGCUGAGGAAGAGCAGGUCCGCAAGGAGAAUGAAUGGUGUGAGGAAAAAUAAACCUGAUGGUUGUUAAUUUAUUUAAAGUAUAUAAGUCCCAGGUUAGUCUUUUGGAUUAAUCUAAAACUUAGUAUUAUUUAUGUUAAAAAUAAAUACUGAAAAUUCCAUGUAAUAGUGAUGAUUGUUGUUAUAUUACAAGGCAUAUUAGACUAAUAUACAAUGUAUAAAAGACAUUGUGUUAUAAAUAUUUCAUUCAGUUUUAAAUUACUAAGUGUAUGAAAGUCUAAAUUAUCCAUAAUUAUCUUUGUGCAACAAAUAUAGCUUAUCUUUUUAUUUAAGUAUAUGUAUUCGUCACACUGCUUUGUAACAAUACCAAUGUAAGAAAAUAAUUAAACAUGUCUUUCAAUGAAGUCUCUUAAAUU